UGCACAAGGCCCACAUUGCGCAAGGGUAUAUAUAUCAGUGCUCGCGGAAUUAGCCGAUCCUCGCCGCCGGUAAGGGGCUCGCUCUGGCGCGGACACGUCGGUGCGUCGGUCAGACAAAAAAGAGAGAAACAUGAAGGCUCUGCUCUCUCUCUUCACGACCUACCUGGCAAUCGCUCUUUCCAAGGCUAACUAUGGAUACGGAAACAUUUACAAUGGCAUUGGCAGCUACAGCUUUGGCAGCCCAGGCUUGCAUGGUGGCCUCAGCGGCUACGGAAACUUCGGUUUCUAUGGUAGCUCGGCCAAUCCAGGCAUGUAUGGUGACCUCAGCGGCUACGGAAACAACGGCUGGUAUAGUGGCUCCGGCAUGCCAGGCUUGUACGGCGGAUCCGGUGGCCUAGGCAACUACGGCAUGUAUGGUGCAUCAGGUGGCCUAGGUAACUACGGCAUGUAUGGCGGAUCCGGCUAUCCAGGCUUGUACGGCGGAUCCAGUGGCCUAGGCAACUACGGCAUGUACGGCGGGUCCGGCUAUCCAAGCUUGUACGGCGGAACCGGUGGUCUAGGCAACUACGGCAUGUAUGGUGUAUCAGGUGGCCUAGGUAACUACGGCAUGUAUGGCGGAUCCGGCUAUCCAGGCUUGUACGGCGGAUCCAGUGGUCUAGGCAACUACGGCAUGUACGGCGGGUCCGGCUAUCCAGGCUUGUACGGUGGAUCCGGUGGCCUAGGCAACUACGGCAUGUAUGGUGGAUCCGGCUAUCCAGGCUUGUACGGCGGAUCCGGUGGCCUAGGCAACUACGGCAUGUACGGUGGAUCCGGUGGCCCAGGCAACUACGGCAUGUAUGGUGGAUCCGGUGGUCUAGGCAACUACGGCAUGUAUGGCGGGUCCGGCUAUCCAGGCUUGUACGGCGGAUCCGGUGGCCUAGGCAACUACGGCAUGUACGGUGGAUCCAGUGGCCUAGGCAACUACGGCAUGUACGUUGGAUCCGGUGGUCUAGGCAACUACGGCAAGUAAGGUGGAUCCGGCUAUCCAGGCUUGUACGGUGGAGGUGGAUACCCUGGUGUCCCUCUGCAAGCAUUGUGAAACGUGUGUACGCCGCUCCCAGCACGUACAUGGCUGCUUCGCUGGGGGUUGUGAUGCAGUUACAAGAAAGUGCGCGAAGCGGCAGCCAUUGCUUAUUAAAAUGUAAGUAAGUUACCUUGGUAAAUGUGUCGUUGCAUAUCCCGUGCCGGAGUAUUGCAACGAACCUAUUCCUGCAUUUUCGCACUUAUUCAGUGGUCCGUCCGGCGCUCCACUCACGUUAUCACCUAUAUAUAUUAGUUGGUAGAUUGAAUCCUGGAUCAAAAUAACGGAAUAAAAUUGAGCGAAAUGAA
This is a messenger RNA of Dermacentor andersoni, 1368 nucleotides long. RefSeq lists its product as uncharacterized. NCBI's taxonomy places the organism in Eukaryota, Metazoa, Arthropoda, Arachnida, Ixodida, Ixodidae. The record is from RefSeq and is a predicted model, not a curated record.